CUGCAGAAAUCAGAGGAUAAAAAUCGAAAAAAUAGGAAUAAAGAUAAAGAAAAGCGCUAUUUUCCUGCGAAGAAAAUCCUCAAUAAUGGCCAUGUAAAAGUUGCCCAAAAGCGGAGAAGACCGAAAGGCCUAAACUUUAACGCAAGGGCUGCAGGAAAAAAGAAGGAAAAAAAAGGGGGGGAAGUUGCUCGCGAGACCUCAACAGUCAAGCCCACAAGAACAAUCUCUGGGGUUUUACGGUUUAAGGCAAGGUCUUGUGAAGAAAAAAAAAAAACAAAGGGAAAAAUGAUGAUGAUCUCGUCCAUGGCGUCGCCAUCUUCAGCUACUGUGAGGGUCGAGAAAGCGACGAGCGAGUUCUUGAUCGGGCCCGAUUGGACUCUGAAUAUGGAUAUUUGCGACAUCGUUAAUUCCAAUCAGAUGUAUGUGUUUGAUUAUCUGUACGAUUCUAGACAUGGGUCUCUUUUGAAAUUUGCAAAUUCUGUUCAAGCCGAAGUUCUUAAGUUGAGUUNGCUGGCAAAAGAUGUCGUGAAAGCUGUGAAGAAAAGGUUGCAGCACAAGAACCCUAAAGUUCAACUGCUUGCUUUAACGCUUCUCGAGACGAUGGUCAAGAAUUGUGGCGAUUAUCUGCAUUUCCAAAUAGCCGAAAGAAAUAUACUGCCAGAGAUGACAGAUAUGCAUGUGAGGGAUAAAAUUCUAACUCUGAUUGGCUCUUGGCACGAGGCAUUUGGUGGGGCUGGAGGGAGAUAUCCACAGUAUUAUAUGGCUUAUGAGGAUCUCAGGCGCUCGGGUGUGAACUUUCCUCAACGUCCACCGGAUGAAGCUCCAAUAUUGACUCCACCCGUUACACAUCCGAUAUCGAGACAUCCUCAGCCCAGUUAUGGUAUGCCGAGUAGCUCCUCGACAAGGCUUGAUGAAGUUAUGGCUGCAGAUCAAAGUAUAAGUUUAGCGACCUUAAACUCCAUGCAAGAUGUUCUUGGCCUAUUGACUGAGAUGUUGCAAGCUGUUGAUGCAAAUGAUCGAUUGGCUGUAAAAGAUGAAGUGAUAAUCGAUCUCGUCGAGCAAUGUCGUACCAAUCAAAGGAAGUUGGUGCAGUUGCUGGCCACCACUGGGGAUGAAGAACUUCUUGGUCAGGGUCUUGAACUUAAUGAUAAACUACAAAUUGUGAUUGCAAAACAUGACGGUAUAGCUUCGGGUACCCCACUACCACCCGAUGUAACAAAUACCCCUCCAAGAGAACCUGAAAAAAAACCCGAAUCGAGCCCCAAAUCUCCUCCUCAAGCCAGCACGCCUAAUAACACAACAUCAAACGAUCCUCCUCCGCCACCUGGCGCUAAGGGUUUGAAUUUGAUCGAUGAAGAGGAUGAAGAGGAAGACGAUUUUGCUCUGCUUGCUCGCAGACACUCGAAAACGCGUGUUGUCCCGGCUUCAGAAGCUCCAUCGAGUCCUUCAAUGAGCAAUGCACUUGUCCCGAUUAGUGGCCCAACUACGGGCCCGGCCCAAACCCGAGACCAAGACAUCAUAGACCUACUCAGCAUAACCUUAUCAACUGACCAGACCUCUCAGGCCCCGAGCUCGACAAACCACAACACUCGACCGGAAAAUGUCCCUUCGACUGGACCUUAUCCCGUAAACCCUAGUUUAGCCUACAACAAUUAUGUAGCUCCUUGGGCUCAACCCCAGCCCAGGCCCAAUUUCCAGCCUCAGCCUGUUUACAAUUCCCAGCCGGCCCAGUUUGAGACGACCCAGUUGACCACAUACCCUCCUCCACCUUGGGCUGCAACGCCAGGUUAUUUCACCAAUCAACGGCCUUACAAUUACUCGAACCCGAGACCUUCAUUUUCAUCUAACCCUAGACCUUUGUUAAAUAAUGAAUCUAUGCAACAGUUUAAUAACUCUGGUUCGGGUUUAGCUGCACCGAAUGUUGGGCCAAAGCCGUUUGUUCCAUCAUAUAGAUUGUUUGAUGAUCUCAAUGUGUUUGGUAAUAAUGCUGAUGGGAGAUUUCAAUCGACGAGUAAUGGAUCGUCUGGCUUAUCGGGAUCGAAUAGUAAUAAUCACAGUAUGGUUGGAGGAAAGAAGUGAGUGAUUAGUUGUUAGUUACAACUAUGUUAAAGGGGUGUCAAUUUGGUGUAUAUUUGUUUUUAACCUUUUAUUGUUUGUUCUUUUGGGGAGAACUUUGGAGUGUAAGUUGGUAGAUUGAUUGCACUGUAGGUUUUCGAGCGAGCAACCGAAAAUAAGAGGUUUUAUUGGUGAAGUAGAGGAGUGCUUCUGGUUCUUAUAUGUUAGAUUGUGAUUGUUUUUUAUUGAUUGGUUUUUAAUAUCUUGAUGCUUGCGUAUGUUAAUUAGAGGUUUUAUUGGUGAAGUAGAGGAAUGCUUCUGUUUUUUAAAUGUUAGAUAGAUUGAGAUUGUUUUUAAAUUGAUUGGUUUUUAAUAUCUUGAUGCUUGCGUAUGUUAAUU
Molecule: messenger RNA, 2454 nt
Organism: Striga asiatica
Lineage: Eukaryota; Viridiplantae; Streptophyta; Magnoliopsida; Lamiales; Orobanchaceae
Source: the annotation of a GenBank genome assembly